Molecule: messenger RNA, 1119 nt
Organism: Fulmarus glacialis (Northern fulmar)
Lineage: Eukaryota; Metazoa; Chordata; Aves; Procellariiformes; Procellariidae
Product: caspase-1-like
Exons: 8
Coding region: 1-1119 (372 amino acids)
Biological process (GO): regulation of apoptotic process; proteolysis
Molecular function (GO): cysteine-type endopeptidase activity
Source: RefSeq, a predicted model, not a curated record
AUGGCGGUGCUGGACGAGCUGCUGGGCCAAGGGGUGCUGAGCCUCGAGGAGGUGGACGAGGUGCACGAUAGAUACACAGUGCGUGCCGACAAGGCCCGCUGCCUCAUCGACAGCGUGCGCCUGAAGGGCCCCAGGGCCAGCCAGAUCUUCAUCAGCAGCCUCAGGAAGCGUGAUGGCACCUUGGCGGAACAGCUGGGUCUGGCCACUGAGUCGGGGUCCCCUGGUGCGCAGCUGGCCUCCCCCAGGACUGAGGCCCCGCCUGGCCCCCCCGUCGGCAUCCAGGGCCAGCAGUGGAUCCGGCAGUGCUCCCUGAGCGAGUACCAGCGCAUCAGGGACACAGAGGGAGACCAGAUCUAUCCCAUCCAUCUACCGCGGGAGACGCGGACCCGUAGGGCCCUGCUCAUCUGCAACAUUGAGUUUGAGCACUUGAGGCGGCGGGAUGGGGCUGAAGUGGAUGUGGAGGGGAUGACGAAGCUGCUGGAAGGGCUGGGCUACGUGGUGGACAUCCAUCGCAACUUAACUUCCGAGGGGAUGGCUACAGUCAUGAAGGAUUUUGCGGAUCUCAAAGAGCACUGGACCUCUGACAGCACCUUCCUGGUCUUCAUGUCCCAUGGGGUCAGGGCGGGGCUCUGCGGGACCAAGAGCAGAUGCGAGACCACAGACAUCCUUUCCCUCGACACCAUCUACGAGAAAUUCAACAACAAGCGCUGCCACGCACUGCUGCGCAAACCCAAAGUAGUCAUUAUCCAGUCCUGCCGUGGAGGCAACGUAGGGUCUGUGAUGGUGAGUGACUCCGCGGACCCUGCCAUGCCCACUCCCAGCUCCGCUCACACGAUCCCUGCAGGGCUGGAAGAUGACGCAAUCUGUGAAGUCCACCUGGAGAGUGAUUUUGGCACUUUACAUUCCUCUACGCCUGAUACUGUCUCCUGGAGAAGCCCAGUAACAGGUUCCAUUUUCAUCCAGCGCCUGAUAGAGCAGUUUCGAAACCAUGCCUGUAACAGCGACUUACAGGAGAUCUUCCGAAAGGUCCAAUAUUCCUUUGAAAAAUUCCCUCGGCAGUUGCCAUCACAAGAGCGGACUACGAUGCUCAGGAAGUUCUACCUCUUCCCAGGCCACUGA